UUUUCUUCAACUCGUAUUACCAGAGCAUAUAACUACAUUCUCAGUAGUCUAUCAUGCAAUGAACGAAGAGCAUUGGAUUGAAAAGGAAAAUUUAAAACAAAUACUUCAUAAAGCAAUUUUAAUUGUUAUAACUUCAUGUUUACCUGGUUCAAAAAAAUAUGAAAAACUUCAGAAUUUACUUUCAAAGUCUUUCUUCUGCACUAGUUCGACGAUUGCUUUGGAAGGAGUGUGCAGUCUUCGGGAUUUUGAAGUUGCUAAAGAACCAGAUGAUGAGAAAAUUGAAUUUAAUUUGAGAAUAUUGAAAGGGAACCUUAAAAACAGCAAAGCAAGAUAUGCUGAAUUAUUACGGAAGAGUUUAAAAAAUUUUAAAUCCACGGAACUUUCAUGGUGCAAUCCACCCGCAAAUCAAAUUCUCA
Molecule: messenger RNA, 416 nt
Organism: Racocetra persica
Lineage: Eukaryota; Fungi; Glomeromycota; Glomeromycetes; Diversisporales; Gigasporaceae
Source: the annotation of a GenBank genome assembly